Molecule: messenger RNA, 5504 nt
Organism: Calidris pugnax (ruff)
Lineage: Eukaryota; Metazoa; Chordata; Aves; Charadriiformes; Scolopacidae
Gene: FKBP15
Product: FK506 binding protein 15
Exons: 29
Coding region: 82-3819 (1245 amino acids)
Cellular component (GO): growth cone
Molecular function (GO): peptidyl-prolyl cis-trans isomerase activity
Source: RefSeq, a predicted model, not a curated record
UGCCGGAAAGCGCGGCGCUGCCGGGCAACGCGUUUUACGACAUCGCGGGAGGGCGGCGGCGGCGGCGGCGGCCGGUCCGUGAUGAUGUUCGGGGCGGCGGAGGAGGACGACGCCGACUUCCUGUCCCCCGCCAGCGGUGCCAGGUUGGCCUCUCUCUUUGGUCUGGAUCAAACGGUCUCAAGCCAGGGAAAUGAAUUCUUCCAGUACACGGCCCCAAAGCAGCCUAAGAAGGGUCAAACGGCAGCUGCAGGUCAGGCAGCCCAGAAGGCUCCUGUGGCCCCGGCAGCUUCAGGGGCACCAUCGGUGUUUGUGGCCACCGCGGUUCACGCUUAUCGAUAUACAAACGGGCAGUACUUGAAGCAAGGCAAGUAUGGAGCAGCUGUGGUGGGGAACCAUGCUACUAAAGAGUACAGGAUCCUCCUUUACAUCAGUCAGCAGCAGCAGAUCGCAACUGCAAGGAUCCAUCCGGGCUUCGUGCUCACGGUUCAACCCAACAAUUACAGUACCUUCUAUGAUGAUCAGAGACAAAACUGGUCCAUCAUGUUUGAAUCAGAAAAGGCAGCGAUGGAUUUCAGUAAACAGGUCUGCAUCGCCAAAUGCAACAGCUCCCCAGGGCUCGACUCGGUCCUCUGCCAGGAUCUCCUCCUUGGAGAAGGGCAGGGAGUAGAAGCAGGAGACUCUCUGGAAGUUGCCUACACGGGUUGGCUCUUCCAGAACAACGGGCUUGGACAGGUGUUUGACUCAAAUGUGAACAAGGACAAGCUGUUGCGGCUGAAGCUGGGAUCUGGGAAGGUCAUCAAGGGCUGGGAAGAAGGAAUGAUGGGGAUGAAGAAAGGAGGACGAAGGUACCUCAUUAUUCCUCCAGCGUGGGCCUAUGGGGCCCAGGGGGUGGCUGGCCGUGUCCCUCCAGACUCCACGUUGGUGUUCGAGGUGGAGGUGAGACGGGUGAAGCUGGUGAAGGAAUGCUCUGCUUCGGAUGGACAGAGCCUGAGUUCAAGAGAUUCUGCUGCACCUUCUCCAGUGCCCAAUUCCGACGGCUUCUCUGCAGACACUGGUUUCUUGCCUCCAUCUACGAUACCUCCAAAGCCCGGGGAACCGGCUGUUCGGGCCAAGUCAAACUCCAUCAGUGAACAACUAGCAAAUCCAGACGUGGCAAAGGCGAAGCUCAUCUCUCGGAUGGCCAAGAUGGGACAGCCCAUGCUGCCUUUCCUGGCCGGGACAGCGGGGAGCCAGCUCGACUCCAGUGACUCGGAAAUUGAGGAUCCAAAUACGCUGAGAGGGACGGCGCAACCUGUGGCUUCAUCUUCAGUGAGACCAUCACAGCCAGCUCACGCCGUGCUGCCCACAGUGUCCACACAAGUACCUCAAGCAUCUGGCUCUACACCCCCGGUAUCUUCAGCUGCUUUGAUACCUGCGACCAUCCAGCCCCAUUCAGCUCUGCCUGGAGGGACACAGGGCUUUCAGGCGUAUCCAGGCAUGGCAUUUGCUUACCCCCAAACUGCUGCGUCUGCUUCUCAGCUCCAGCCUGUAGGACAGAUGUAUCCCACACCUUACCAAGCACCUGGGGAUGUUACGUCCUUUCUGAUGACGGAAGCUCGGCAGCACAACACCGAAAUCCGAAUGGCUGUUAGCAAAGUAGUAGAUAAAAUGGAUCAUCUGGCUGCCAAGGUGGAGGAGUUGAAGAAACAAAACGCUGCUAACAGCUCGCUGCUGCCUGGUAUCUCCUCUGUUACUAUGGAAGCCUCCAUGAUCAUGAGCAAUAUCCAACGCAUAAUCCAGGAGAAUGAGAGGCUGAAGCAAGAGAUAUUUGAGAAGAGCAGUCGGAUUGAGGAGCAGAACGAGAAGAUCAGCGAGUUGAUCGAGCGGAAUCAGAGGUACGUGGAGCAAAGUAACUUGCUGAUGGAGCAGAGGAACCAUUCACUGCAAACCACAAAUGAAAACACCCAGGCCAGAGUGCUGCACGCAGAGCAGGAGAAGGCCAAAGUUGCAGAGGAGUUAGCAGCCGCCACGGCGCAGGUUUCCCAGCUGCAGCUGGAGCUGACGGCCCACCAGAAGAAGGAGAUGGACCUGCGGAAACAACUGUCUGCUGCCCUGCAGGAGGCAGAGCGACAUGAGACACAGCUCAAUAAACUGCAGGCACAGUUAGCAGAGCUCCAAGAAGCCUCUGAGGACACUCAGAGUAGGUUCAAAGCUGAGAAGCAGAGCCGCAAGCAGCUGGACAUGAAGAUCACAGCGUUGGAAGAAGAGUUAACGGACCUAAAAGUGGAAAAGGAGACCCUGGAAAGGAAUCUUGCAGAAAGGAAGAAGAAAUCCCUCUCGGAGAGAGCUCAAGCUGAGGAAGAGAUGGAAGAAAUACGCAGAUCGUACCAGCAGGAGCUGGACAAGCUUCGGCAGCUGCUGAAAAAGGCACGGACUUCGACUGACCAGGCAGCAGCAGAGCAGCUAUCACUCGUCCAGGCAGAGCUGGAAUCCCAGUGGGAAGCCAAAUGUGAGCGGGCGCUGGCCUCGGCCAAGGAGCAGCAUCUUAGAGAGUACCAGGAGGUGUGUGAGCAGAGGGAUUCCCUGCAGCAGCAGCUGUCCCAGCUGGAAGAGAAGGUUGCAGCUCUGAAACACUCGAAAAAAGCAGAGGAGCAAAAAUCAUCUGAGUUUCAGCAACGUUUGGAGCAACUGGAGCCUAUCAAAGAGAAGUACUCAGCCCUGCAGGAGGACGCUGCGGCGCUGAGGGCUCGCUAUGAGGAACGCAUCCGAGACCUGGAGAGGCAGCAAGAUGGCUCUUCAUCUGCAGACUUCACAGAAGAAGUAAAGAAGAUAAUGAAUGGUGUGUUUCAAUCUCUUCGGGGUGAGUUUGAGCUGGAAGAGACGUACAGUGGGAGGACGGUUCUGGGCGUUGUCAUGAACACCAUUAAGACUGUAACACUGCAGCUACUCAAUAGGCAGCAGGAGAAACCAGAUGAUGAUGGUAAAAAGGAGGAAUCUGGAACAGGAGCAGCGAGACAGGAGGCAUCACCUGGAGCAAAGACUGACAAUGAAGAGCCCAUGCAGCGUAGCCCAGCGCAGAGUGUGACAUUCCCAGCUGGUCCUGGGGAAGCCACUGCAGGCUCCACGGUGUCUGACCAGGAAGAUGAGUCCCCUGCUCUGUCUGCCAGGCCCAGAACUGCCGAGGAAGAGCAGGUGACGCAGAGCAGUGGGGUGUCAGAAGAGGAAAAGGUCCAGGGGGAGCCUCUCUCUUCCACAGCUGAAUCCUGCCUGGGUCCUGACCCUGCAGGACAGCCUGUUCCCCAGGUGGAUGCAGACCCUGUCCCCGCUGAGCAAAGGCAGGAGAGCAGUCCCAUGGGGGGAGCUGAGACUGAAUGUGGUCCCUCCAGAGUAUCUUUGCAGGCAGAAGCUGCAGAACCUUCUCUUCUAGAAGCCCAGCCAGGAGAAGUGGAUGUGGCAGUGCCUCCAGAAAAGCCAGCUGCAGAGCAGGAGGCAGAGGAGCCCGUGGGGGGUUUAGAGCCCCCUCCCUUGAAUGGUGAUGGAGGGAUCUGCACAGAUGAAAGUAGCUCUGAGAAGGAGCCAUCUUCAGCACCCAGCCCAGCAGGGCUGAGCCCAGCUCUCAGAGAAACCCCAGCACGGCAGGAACUGGGCUCCAGCCCCAGGCAGAAAGAUUCCAGCCUCUUUGAGGAUGACGACUUCUUUGAAACGGCAUCUCCUAAACCACUGAAGCCUCGAGUUCCCUCUGAAGAGGAGGAUGAGGAGGAAGUGAGCAUGAAGGGGCGUCCCCCUCCAGCUCCGCUGUUUGGCGAUGAUGAUGAUGAUGACCUGGACUGGCUGGGAUGAAGAGCCGGCUGGUGAGCGCCUGUGAGCCCUCUCCUCUUCCUGUGUGCCUGGCACUUAACGAGCCUCAGACCUGGGACAGUUGUGAACAACCAGGGAUAUGCCAGGCUCUUGUCCCCCCGACCCAUGGGGCUGAGAGCAGGGGGCUCUUGGCACUGGCUGGGACCCCUGGCUCUGACCAGGCAGAGACACAGAGGCUGGGGAGGGGCUGAGGGUCUUCCUGCCCCUCUCUCUUGCUGUCCUACUUCUGCCAACCCUCCCUUCAUUCCUCUGAAACUUUAUGCAAAUGUGAACUUUGGGAAGUGCUUCAGAAGAACGAGUCUGGCAGGACCCUGCAGGAGUAACUACUUGUUAAAAAAAAAAAAACAGACUAAAAUCUCCCCUCCUCCCCCAGUGAAGGUCUCCUCGGAAGAUUCCCACCAGUUCCCAGGGCCUCCACACUGGUUUAUCCCCAGGUGUUAGUGAUGUGCAGUGGGAGACGGGGCCCAGAGGCCCCAUGUGGGUGUUUCUAUGGGCCAGUGGCUCCCGACUGGUGGCUCAGGGCAACCUCCAGGCUGGGGUGGUUCAGGUGGGUGCUCUGGGGUGUUGAGAGCUCUGGUGCCUGUGGUGCUCACUGAUCUGCAGCCGGGGUACCUGGCCUCUGUUCUCCUGAUGCUCCCAGCAGAGAUGUAGCAACCAGGAACUGCUGGGGGGAGGAGGUGGGUUCCCAGCUGGGUUUUAGGGAGGACCCUGAGGCUCCCAGAGGCCUCACAGAAAUGAUUCCCUGUGCAGCCAGCUCCUCUCUUCUCUCUCUGUGGCCAGAGGGGAGGUUAUUUUUUCACUGGGUGGUGCUUCCCUGGCAGUGGAAGCAGCAAUACAGGUGUGUAACGUGCUCCUUCCCCAGAGCAGGGUCCCUGCAGGGAGCCCAGCCCCUCUCCUGUGCCUUUUUCUCUGCCGCUCUUGGAAGCGCCAUGGUCACAGCACCAGUUCAAACUGGGUGAUGGUGGGACAGAAGCUGUGACCAGCCUCACCAGGGCUCUGCGGGGCAGCCUGGGCUGGGGGAGUAACUGCUGAGCCGUAGUGGACCAAGAUGUGAAGGAGUGAGGAGGGGGGGCUGGGCAGGCACCUUGGGGUUCUCGUAGCACCUUUACCUCCAUACUCAUCGGCACUAACGCAGCUUAAGCUGGGAGCAGGUUCUUAGUGUCUCUAGAACUCAUAACCCCCUUCACUUAAUAAAAUGGAAGCGCUUAAAUUAACUCCACUAGAGUUUAGUUUCUACAACGGCCUCUUAUUUCUGAGAAGAAUUUGAUCUGUGUCCUCCUAAAUGCAAAUUAUGGGGUAGGGGAGAAAAGAGCACUGGGGUUUCCUGUUCCUGAGCGUGGCAGGUCCCUGUCCCUACCACAAACUGCCCAAUGCAGCCAAAACUGAGGCUGAGACCGAAGGUUGUGAAAGAGCUGCCCCUGCUGCCCCCCAGGCCCCUGUGUCACAGGGAGGACUCGGCUGGGGGUCCCUGGGGAAGGUCAGAGCACGGAGCAGUGAGGGUGGGUGAGACCCAGGUUUUUGGGGGCUCCCCUGAGCUACAGCCUGUCCUGAGCACCCUGCCCUGCUCCUGGGGGAGGUUGUUGCUGGUGCUGACACAUCCCGGUACAGACAGACAACCCCAGGCCUUCGCCCUUCACUUCCCAAAAAAUAAAGUGCAAUUAAACCUG